Gigantopelta aegis is the source of this 1648-nucleotide messenger RNA. Its product is annotated as tyrosine-protein kinase Yes-like. The record is from RefSeq and is a predicted model, not a curated record. Gene Ontology annotation, cellular component: extrinsic component of cytoplasmic side of plasma membrane. Gene Ontology annotation, molecular function: non-membrane spanning protein tyrosine kinase activity; ATP binding; signaling receptor binding. Gene Ontology annotation, biological process: protein phosphorylation; innate immune response; cell differentiation. NCBI's taxonomy places the organism in Eukaryota, Metazoa, Mollusca, Gastropoda, Neomphalida, Peltospiridae. The transcript is spliced from 9 exons. The coding region runs from base 1 to 1350 and encodes 449 amino acids.
AUGGAAUCGUGUCUGGGAAAAGAGGAACAGACAUAUUGGCGUAUUACGCCCAGUGCCAUCACCCAAAUACUCACACAACCCACAGAAACUGAAAGUGACCCCGCCGUCACAAAUGACGUCAGAAUAUCAUUGCAAAAGACAGAGUUACCACCCUUGCCAAUACCAGAAACAAAACCCGUUCUGUAUAGCGCCCUCUACGACUUUGAGGCUCUCAACAAUGAUGAUUUGUCUUUCAAGAAAGGCGACAGACUGGAAGUAGAGGACAGCAGCAAGCUCGAAGGCGAUUGGUGGAAAGCGACCAAUAAAAGAUCCAGAAAGCAUGGCUAUAUCCCGAGUAAUUAUGUAGGGAAAGAUAACUCCCCGGAAUCUGAAGAAUGGUGGUUGGAUGUGAAGCGGGCAGAAGCUAACACUAAGUUGAUGCUGGCUUCCAUCAAAGUCGGAACAUUUCUGAUAAGACCGUCAUCCAACAAGUUGAGGUACGCCCUCUCAGUACGAAAAGAAGACUCGCCGCUUGUGGCGCACUACGCAAUUAAACCACUGGAUGACGGCGGCUGGUUUAUCAGACCCAGACACACUUUUCCGGACAUAACCAGACUUGUGGAACACUACAAAGCCAAGAUCCACAACAUUCACGUCGUUGCAGUCAAGACACUUAAAACUGGCAUGAUGACACCAGCGAAAUUUCUGGAAGAAGCUCAGAAGAUGCACAAGUUACGUCACGCUAAACUCGUCACGCUGAUUGGAGUGUGCACGCUCAGCGAACCCAUCUACAUCAUCACAGAGUUCAUGGAAAAUGGAUCGCUUCGGGAGUUCAUGAGAGAUUCGGACAACAAACAGCAUCUGAAGCUGCCUGAAAUUAUUAACAUUGCGGGACAGAUUUUAGAUGGUAUGAAUUUCCUGUCCAGCCAAAGUUACGUCCACCGAGAUCUACGUGCAGCCAACAUAUUAGUGGGAAGUGACCUGAACGUAAAGAUCGCCGACUUCGGACUUGCCAAAGUAAUCAGUGAAGACGCAAAACAAACCCUGCGUGGAAAAAUGAAGUUCACAGUCAAAUGGAUGGCACCGGAAGCUGCGCUGAACAAUGCAUUUUCGAUCAAAUCAGACGUCUGGUCAUUUGGUGUGCUUAUGUACGAGAUGAUCACACUUGGACGAAUUCCAUAUGCGGGAAUGAGAAGUGCUGAAGUGAUGCAAAAAGUAUGCAAUGGUUACCGAAUGCCUAAGCCCACUGGCUCCGCCAUCGGAUGUCCAAACUGGUACUACGAGACAAUGCUCAAAUGUUGGAACGACAAUCCCGAAGCAAGACCAACCUUUGAACACCUCUAUAACACAUUAUGCCGACGAAUGCGCUAAUGAGCCUGAAACUUAUAAAAAAAAACCUCAAUCUCAGUUGAUAUUGUUGAGCAAUGAAAACCACUGACUUAUUAAGAGAAAAUGAACGAGGGAACUCAAUACCCAUGUUAGGGUGUGACAAAACAUCUAGGACAAACGAGCGAAAACAGGCGUUAACAAACGAACAUAUUCAGUGCUAAAUAAGGACAAUGGAAGAGACAGAUAGAUAGAUAAAUAGAUAGACAGAGAGACAUACAGACAAAGAGACAGAGACACACACCAUCGGACUACAGGCUGGUGGGUACAGGGUUCGCAGACC